AUGCAGCAUGAGAUGCUCGAAAAACAGAUGCGACACAGUGGCCAGAGCCUUCUGUCUGAUGCAGGUGCUAAAGAGGGAAGCGGGCGCGAGGCUAUGAGAAAGCGGCGGCCGCUGCUGGUUAAUGCUGGAAUUGCUCUGUCGCCUGAUGCUUUCCAAACCAUCCUGGAUGCUGACAAUGAUGGAGCUGGAGAUCGUCUGGAGCUGCUCGCUGCUAAAGCCCAACAUCACAGCACCUAUGUGCAGAAGGUCAAAGGUCAUUUGGAGGGACUUGAUGAGAGCUCGGAUGACAAAGAAAGGAUGAAAUUAUGGGGUUCUCUGGCCAAGACCGCCCGGAAACAGGAGGUUUUUGACGUGUGCCGGGUGGCCUGUCGCUUCUGUCUGCUUUAUGAUGAUGGACGAUGGAAAAACACGACAGGUGAACCCAAGAACAGAGCGAGUCCAGAGCAGAGGAACCAGACCGACCCAAACACACAGAGAGAUCUGCUGCGUCUGCUAGCCGAGAUCGUCUGUCUCCAAGUUCCGUGUGCAUCCAGAGGAUUCCCUCGUCUCAUCCUCCCCGCAAGUCUGUGGAUUAGUGAUGGUGAAAUGAAGCUUUUCAAAGCACCAAGGCUUUCCCCUCAAGUGUAUCGUAAAAAGGUUCAUUACUCGAAGCUCUCCAACACUACGCACACUAACGACAUCUUGUGGUCAAAAGGUGGAAAUAGCUGCCUUUGCGUCCCAGACGACCCAGCCAUUUUUGGAUUGUUUCAGAUAAUAAAUCAGUUUGUGCUAUGAAAAUAAAGCAAAGAAAGUAUUAACUCUAUAUAAAUUAAUAUUUUACAUGUCAGUCAUUGUUUUACACAAUAUAUGAAUAAAUGAGUCUGAAUAAAUUUGUGGAAAAAAUAGGCCAGAAUAUAGGCUAUGAUAUGCAUAAAUUAUCAAAAUAAAAGAUGAUUAUCGGAAUGGUCAGCUGAAGUGAUUGUGAAGCGGGAAUUAAUACAAAAUGAACAUGCACAAUUUAUUCAUUUAUUCACACAUGCAUACAUUUAUUCAUUCUUAUCAAAGAAGUGAGUGACACUUCAAACUGCGCAAGCGGAUCGCGUUAUUUGAAACAGAAUACGAAGCAGUCACGUGGUUGUGUGAGAAAACGAAGCUUCGGACGUCACAGAUCACAUGGUUUUGGCAAAAUGAAUCAAGCU
Onychostoma macrolepis is the source of this 1178-nucleotide messenger RNA. Its product is annotated as cilia- and flagella-associated protein 46-like. The record is from RefSeq and is a predicted model, not a curated record. NCBI's taxonomy places the organism in Eukaryota, Metazoa, Chordata, Actinopteri, Cypriniformes, Cyprinidae. Gene Ontology annotation, biological process: axoneme assembly; cilium movement involved in cell motility. The transcript has 6 exons. The coding region runs from base 1 to 774 and encodes 257 amino acids.